UCCAAGAUCACCACCACGGGUGAAGAGCACAAUCAUGUACUUGUUUGCCUCGGGGCCAAACAGCUCCUGCAGGGCUUCCACUGAGUUUUUUUCUUCUCUCGUGAAUCGGCCGAUUUGGAUGACCAACAAGAACACGUGAGGACCGGGACAGGAGACUUCAACACAUUUGACGAUUUCACUUUUGAUGAACUCAUCUGAUUUUGAAGUGUCCAGGAUCCCUGGUGUGUCUACAACACUAAUUACUCUCUUCCCCCACUGUACCCAAGCUUUUUGACAGAACUCAGUCACUGAUGCAGAUAAAGGGCAAGAUCUGAAACGCUCAUAUCCCAGGAUGGUGUUCCCAACAGCACUCUUGCCCACACCAGUUUUUCCAAUCGUCACAAUCCUCAAAUCAGGACCUGAAACAGAAUUCACUAACUCGAUUUAACCCAUGUACAUAAGAGUUUUACAAGAACCAAAGUGAAACUGAGAAAUUUUGACAUUUUUCAAAGGAAAGUAAUUAAACACACAAUGAUUAAUAAUAAGUCUUACCUGCUGGAACUAAAGCCAUGUUUUCUCUUCACUGUUGUCACUGCACAGGUGAGAGAUGAAUGCUAAAACUGCUCUGCAACAAGUUGCUUUUUAUAGCUCAACAGAUGACACGCCUCCUGCAGUAUUAUACAGUCGGAGAACAGCAGUCUGCAGGCUUUAGACAGAGUCACACAGAGUUUUGCUUCAACAGACUGAACAACUUCCACUUAAUGUUUUUCGUUUAAAUCCUGCAUCAUGGGAAGCUUUUUCAGCAUAGUCAGAAGCAACGACACUAAAGACAGACAACCGGUGGCACUGAGUUGGGACCGUGGAUCACAAUGUAUAUUAAGACCGCACACUAAUGAGGCAAAGACAGGACGACACACUGGCACCACAGUGAACCUUGUUCUUUUGGGAAUGGCUGGGACUGGAAAGAGUGCCAGUGGGAACACCAUCCUUGGACAGAAACACUUUGUUUCUAGACCCAGUUCAACGGCGGUCACCACAAAUUGCCAGGCUGUACAAACUGAGAUCAGUGGUGUAGACGUAAAUGUGAUUGAUACCCCAGAUAUGUUUGAUGAUGACAUUGCUCCAUCAGUUAGGGGCAAACAUGUGAAAAGGUGCAAACAACUCUGUGAGUCAGGACCAUGUGUGUUUGUACUUGUGAUGCAUGUGAGCAGAUUUACAGAUGGUGAGAGAGACAUAAUGGAAAAGUUAGAAAAAGCUUUUGGGAGGGAAGUUAGAGGACGAACAAUCAUCCUGUUCACCCGAGGAAACGACUUGCAGCAGGCAGGAAUGGGCUUGGAGGAUUUUCUUCAUUCUUGCCAACCUGAUCUGAAGAAAAUGGUUGAAAAGUGUGGAAACAGGUGUGUUCUCUUUGAGAACAACAAAUCAGGUCCUGAUCAGGUUGAAAAACUAAUGAAUUUGGUAAACGCAAUACUCAAAGACCAGAAGAACUUAUAACUUAAAGUGUUUGGAAAAGGUUUUUUUUAACUUUUAUGUAAAGAUAGAGCAUUGAGUUAGUCCGUAUCUUGAAGAGGUACAUCGGGGGGGCUCCUUGGAUGAGGGUGGCUAGUGAGAAUGGCCGAAACACCCAAUGAAUCAAAGGUACACUACUGACAAUGUGUCCCAAAUGUUAGUAUGAUAAUUUGGAUCAGAUCUCUAAUCCCUAAACCCCCCUUGACCAAGGGAAAAAUGGCAGAUUAGCUUGGG
This is a messenger RNA of Haplochromis burtoni (Burton's mouthbrooder), 1722 nucleotides long. RefSeq names its product GTPase IMAP family member 7. Gene Ontology annotation, molecular function: GTP binding. NCBI's taxonomy places the organism in Eukaryota, Metazoa, Chordata, Actinopteri, Cichliformes, Cichlidae. The transcript is spliced from 4 exons. The record is from RefSeq and is a predicted model, not a curated record. Bases 766 to 1473 code for a protein of 235 amino acids.